This is a messenger RNA of Durusdinium trenchii, 923 nucleotides long. The record is from the annotation of a GenBank genome assembly. NCBI's taxonomy places the organism in Eukaryota, Dinophyceae, Suessiales, Symbiodiniaceae.
GCCUGUUCUUCAUCCGUCUAGUUACAGUGAAGACCCGUUCAUAAUCGUUCAUAGGUCAAGAGUCCAAACUCCAACACCAUCAUAAAUCACGGUAACCUUUGUUUUUGCACCUCCAAGCCGACAAAAUCACUCGCAAGACUUGCUUCAAGAUCGGCCCAACAACACUUGCGGCUCCAGUGAUUGGGAUCGGGGUCGGAAAACCGCACCGCUUUAAAAGCGUCGCGGACUCCUCAAACGAGUCAUGGUUUCGUUGAACAGCAGCGCCGAUUUGUGCCGUGUGAAAGAUGCUGUGCCAGGUGAUGUGGAUGAAUCUGCUUUCUCAGAUGUCAGUGAGGCUGAUGACCCGGCGUAUGUCUGGGUCAACGAGCGCCCACGCUUCGGACCCGCGAGGGAAGCCCAGAAAGCGGCUUACAAGGAGAAGAAGCGCCUUGAGGAGCUCGAAAGGCAGAAGCGGAUUGAAGAGGCCAUCCGCCGCCGAGAAGAAGAAGAACAGCGUCGCUUGGAGCGUGGUGAGGUCGAGUCCGAGUCCGGGCUCAGCGACAGCGAAGACGAGGAGGUGCUUGACACGGCCAGUGUGGACACGGAAACCACGUGUACUCCCACCAGCUCCCAGAGCGCAGCGACAACGUUGAAGGUGCCAGAGAAGGAGGCCACCCUUGCCAGCACCGGUGCUGUGGCCAAGACCUUGCUCCACGAGCUCAAAGGCCUGGCCAGCGCCGAGAGCCUCGCGGUCCUCGCGCGGGGCUCCGCCUUGUCAGCCGUGAGGUCCUUGAAAAACUGAGACCACCACGGACAUCUUGUGCACGCGCAGUACACAGUGCGCGUGCAGGACGACAGGACGAUGGAGGAACGGCUGAUGGGCGGUUUUCUUGGCACUUUGAGGCCGGAGCGACAUCUCAAGGAGUCCCAGAAGGUUGAUGAGC